This is a messenger RNA of Notolabrus celidotus (New Zealand spotty), 4717 nucleotides long. RefSeq names its product MAX dimerization protein 1 (gene mxd1). Gene Ontology annotation, biological process: regulation of transcription by RNA polymerase II. The transcript has 6 exons. The coding region runs from base 764 to 1435 and encodes 223 amino acids. Gene Ontology annotation, molecular function: protein dimerization activity; DNA-binding transcription factor activity, RNA polymerase II-specific; RNA polymerase II cis-regulatory region sequence-specific DNA binding. The record is from RefSeq and is a predicted model, not a curated record. Lineage: Eukaryota; Metazoa; Chordata; Actinopteri; Labriformes; Labridae.
CCAGUACCCAAUCAGAUCGCAGCACACGGAAGCUUUGUGGCAAAGUACAGUAGUUAGCUGUCGCUUAGAUCAACAAGCCACUAUUUUGGAAGCAGUUUGAUAAACACGAGCUUAUUCCUCAGUUGAUGUCAGUCGCUUUCCGCGUUUCCAACGAGACAUAUCAUCGAUAAACCAGCACAAACUAGCCUGACACGAAGCCCUGAAGCGAGCAGUUUGGAAGACACCGGCGGUUUGAACUUUAAAAACAGCUAGCUCGAUUUUCUGUCACAUCUCUGAUCACCACCGAGCUGCCAUCGUCUUUGUUUUUCUGACUGCUAAACCCUGACAUCAAGCUGCAACUUUUUGACUACUUGUCACUUCAGACAACCCACAUUUUGAAUUUUUUUGCCAAUCACAAAAACACUCGGCUUAUUUUUUUUUUACACGCCAAGCUCUCUGCUGUGUUGUUUUUGUCAACAAGCUGUGUUUUUGUGUUUAUUAAAGCUAAAUUAUUAAGCUCGCCUGAUGUUGUAUAAGUGGUUGCCUUAACCAGCCUGCUUACCAACCUGUACCUGAAGCUUUUUAACAAUCAUCAAGGAGGAGAUCACUUAAAAACUGUCUGCAGCUGCAACUAUUAAAGAGCCAGUUUGACACCCUGCAGGAGACACUAAUAGCUCUUUAAAUCUUAGCUGACAGCAGUGUGUGAAACCAGGACCCGAAGCAGGCUGUGUACAUCCACGGAAUCCCUCAUCGGAUUAUUAUAAUAUCAGUGUUAUUGUUGAAAAUGGCGGCGAUCGGACUGGUGCAGAUGUUGAUCGAAGCAGCCGAGUACCUUGAUCGCAGGGAACGAGAAGCUGAACACGGCUAUGCCUCCAUGCCACCCUUCAUCAGCAGUCGAGAGAGGGAGAGCUUGAAAAGGAAAAGCAAAAGCAGCAAGAAAAACACAAGUAGCAGGUCUACGCACAAUGAAAUGGAAAAGAACAGACGGGCACAUCUACGGCUGUGUUUAGAGCGCUUGAAAUCCCUCGUCCCCCUGGGACCAGAUGCUAACAGGCACACCACCCUCAGCCUGCUGAUGAAGGCCAAAGAUCAUAUCAAGAGGUUGGAGGAGAGCGAUAGGAAAGCUCAGCACACCUUGGAGCAGCUACAGCGGGAGCACAGACACCUGAGGAGGCGUCUGGAGCAGCUGGGGGUGGAGAGGACCCGCAUGGACAGUACUGGCUCCACCCAGUCGUCCGAGAAGUCCGACUCUGACCAAGAGGACUUGGAUGUGGAUGUGGAGGGGACAGACUACCUGCUGGGUGACCUGGAGUGGAGCACCAGCAGUGUGAGUGACUCAGGGGACGAGCGAGGCAGCCUGCGCAGCAGCUGUAGCGAUGAGGGCUACUCCAGCGCCAGCCUGCAACGCCUGAAGGACACUCAGGAGAUGGCCAAGCAGCUGAGCUGCAGCCUAUAGACAGCACCAGUCACAGAUCCUACACCUAUCUCCUUCCCUCAGCCAAACUCCUCCUACAUUGUCUCCCCACGUCCUGGUCCCCCUCAGACCUCACUACCAUCCCUCCCUCCCUCCCUCCCUCCCUCCCUCCCUUCCUUUCUCCCCACCAGGACUAACUGAGUCUGAGGCCUCUCCUCCAUCGAUGCACUGCAGACUUCCUGUCCCCACAUUGACUUCCAUUCAGACUGCAGCUCCUCUAAGACGGCCGCCAACAUCCAGCACAUCAUGAGCGGUUAGUCUAUAGGGUGUCACCGGCUCUGCACCAAUCAAACGAGGAUUUAAAGACACUCCAACCCCUCCAUCCGUCCUUCAGAAAUACAACUUUCAGCCAGAGAAUGUUACCACACAAUAUCCCACUGCCUCUUUUUCUAUGCCUCAAGAGCCAUGGGAAGCACUUAUGAGAUUUCACCCUUACUUCACACCCACGUAUAAACACACACAUACACACCUCCAUCGCUCCUAGUUGUCCUAGUGAGACAGAGUCCUCCCAAAGGUGUGACACUGACGUGACGCAGGGCCUUUUUUCUGCCCUGCUCACCUUCUGUGCAUGAUCUUUUGCACUUUUUUCUUUUUUUAAAACAGUUGCUGUCUCCUAAACUAGCGGCCCCCUCUACAGCUGUUGCAGUCAUGCUGCGAGAUGAAGCGAAUGUUUGAGAACAUGUCAGACGUCUGCAGAGUUUGUGUGGUGUCACACUGUCAGGGCCGACAGCAAUAUAUCCUUUAGUACCAAGGCUUUGGCGGGCAGACUUGUAACUACCCUGUCAUUUUCUGUCCACUCCUGCCAUUCAGAGGAAAAGUAACACAAAAACAAAACCAACAAAAAAAACUUGUGCAGCAUGAGAUUGUGUACGGAACGGGGAUGUGGGAGGGUUUUGCGGGUGGGUUUGAUGUGUUCUGCCUCUCUCUGAUGACGGUGGCGUUUUUACAGCAUCCUUUUUUUCAUGAUGUGUGUAUGACUGGUACAACAGGGGUCACUAGCAGGUUUGGAAAUGUUCAACACCAGCCACCAAGCCGAAUGCUGGUAUAUUUAGGCAGGUGCUGGUAUGUUUUUGUACACUACUUCUUCACUGCCCCGUUCACCAGGUAUUAAUAGCAAGAGAAGAGCCGAUCUACUGAGAGCAGUCGAGAGACUGGAGCACAUUCCAUUAUGUAGAGAGGACAGGCAGGUGAGACCGAGAGCAUUAUUUUUUGAGAGCGGAUGUUCCUGCCAAUUAUUUAUGAAAGGAGAGUUCAGUUUGAGACGAGCAGAGUCGUCCUCAAAAUAAAAAAACGACUGGCUUUAACUUUUUAGAACACGUGAGGAAGGCUUUCAUAAGAGAAGCACUCAAACGUUUAAACCAGACUCUCCUUUGCCUUGACUUCAAAGCUAUUUAUUGUUUCUGCAGAAAUGUACACCUUUUAAUGUAAAUAGUUCUGAAAGAAAGAUCUCUAUGUCUAUCAACAAAUGUAUUUAUUAGAUAUACUAAAUAUAUAAAUGAAUAUAUAUAGAUCUAUUUAAUUAGUCAUAGCUUACGUUCUUCUUGUGAGGUUUAUUGGGAGUUUCUAUGUGUAGUUUGUUUGCACAGCCUAGUCAAUCUAUAGAGUAUUUAGAUUCAGUGUCUUUUGUGCCUCGAGGCUUUUGUGUCUGUUCAGAUUUCGGCACGGUGCUCCUAGAAAAUUGAACCGUUUCUUUGUGAUUGAUCUUACAUUUGAGUUGUUUUCAAAACCAUUUGGCCCGUCAUGGGAAUAAAAAGGACAAAAAAAUCUGAAUAAUUUCAUAAAAUGUGAGUUAAAAAGUAUAAAAAACGAGAGGAGCUGGUGGUCGACGUAGAGAGGUGGUGAGGAGUUUUCAAAAUGGCCGCUCCGCCUGCUGAGGUUUGAGGUUUUUUCUGCUUUGGGUUUUGGAUCCAUCACGCCCGGGGAGAGCUUUAUUUGAAUGUAGAUUUCCCAAAGCCUGCAGCGUGGCAGCACGGUGCCAAGAGAACCUCCCUGCUCCUGCGUCCACCACCUGCGAGUCUCGGCUAAAGCAUGAAGAAGAAUCAGAAAAAUAGUGAAAGCAUUGUUUAGUCUUUGAGUGUGGAAUGCUGCUUUUUUUGUCAAAUUGAAACCUUUUCAAACAGAGAGGAUCUGUGUAGCCCCGUUAUAAGGGGGACUAAAGGGGACAUGUAUUUAAAAUGAGGUGUGAGAGGGCAGGUGUGGUCACUGAAAUGCCAUCUGUCGGUGUGUGCGUGAGUGUGAAUAUGAGUGUGUGUGUGUGUGUGUGUGUGUGUUUAUUUCGUCACUGUCUUCAGAGAGAUUUUUUGGGGAGGUAGUGGGUGGGCGCUUUAAAAAAAUUGUAAGGCUAUGUUUCUGUUUAAUUUGUUACCUAGUAAAAUGCAAAAAAGUCCACUUGACAAAGACGUCAUGUAUUAACCUAAGCAUUAAUGUCUGUCGAUGGGAGCCUCCUGUUUCCACCUUUUUCCAUCCAUGGCCUGCUGUCUGUCUUACACCAAUUCAAUACGUGUGAGUCUGCGUGCAUGAGUGUGUGUUUCCUGUAUGUAUGCAUGUGUGAGUGUGUGUGACUCCCUCCUCCACAUGCUGUGUUGGCAUCUGUGGUGGGGCGGUGUAUGUGUCAAUGAUGCAACUAUUGCUCCUCAUCUCCGUCCGUCCUUCCCCCCUCUUCUUCAAAGACCCUGGUGCUCUCAGCAUCUGCCUUAAGAAGCAGGUGUGGAAUCUCUCAAAGAACAAGACUACAGCCAGACCAGUUGUUUAAGCUACAGGUUUCAGCAUCAGGGGAAGAGUCAUCUUCGUGUGUAUAUUUGGUUUUUGCACAUUUGAUCCCUGCAUACAAAGUGGCUAAUAAUGCCUUAAAACAGACACAGAUGUACGACCCCCACAAAAGGGUACGAUAUGUAUGAGUGUAUAAGAUGUAUCGACGUGUAUCACAAAGGCCAUUCCUUUCCAUUGUGACGGUCUCAGGCGUGGUGCUUUUCAUGAGUUACACAAUAAACACACAGACACACCACGUCAUAGCUCCAUGAACAUCGAUGUCGCCUGCCGCCUUUCUCCACGGGGAGGUUCAACGUCUGUUUGUUAAACAAUAACUUAAAGGGGGGGCGUUUUGUGCACUUACUUUUUAAGAAUUGGAGAAUUUGGGCACUGUCUUCUAAAGAAAUGAAUUCAAAUGUUGGAAACAAACCCUUUGAAAAUAAAAUGGAGCAGCAAUUUAUAUUUGCCAUUGAUAUUAAAAGAAUAAAACAUUUGAAACCCUUGUUUACCUACCUA